AUGGAAAACGAACUAGUCAAAAAGCUUUCUAGCAUUGAUUUAACUGAAGAAGAAGAAUCGAUUAUUGAUUUGGAAGAUACGGUCACUACGGAAGGAGUGGAAGAAGCCAUUAAGGAAUUAGGUCAUGCAGGAAAAGCUAUUAAAGGAAAGCUUCCAUCAGUUCGAAUCCUCAAAAUGAUUCUUAGUGAAGCGUGGAAACUGGAAAAAGAUUUUGAUCUGCAAGUCCCGAAAGAAGACAUCCUUAGUAUCCAACUUUAUUGUUAUAAGGACAAGAACAAAUUCCUCUUUGGAGGGCCUUGGCAUCUGGAACGUCAACUGCUAAUAUUCAAGGAGGUACCACCAGAUUUAGAUCUAUCAAAACUGGACUUCUCAUGGGCAGAUUUCUGGGUUCGAAUAAGGAAGUUUCCGGUGAAUAUGAGGAAUAUCCAAAUGGCAGAAAAGGUCGGUUCUAUGUUUGGUAGGUUCAUUCGAUGGGAUGAGCUACAUUCAGGAGUUUCUAGUGAUUAA
This is a messenger RNA of Linum trigynum, 507 nucleotides long. The record is from the annotation of a GenBank genome assembly. NCBI's taxonomy places the organism in Eukaryota, Viridiplantae, Streptophyta, Magnoliopsida, Malpighiales, Linaceae.